GUGCAAUUGACAUUAUAACCGGUUCUGGGGCCGGCAACUCCGCUCUUCGAAUUCUGUUGUCUCAACGCGAGGCUGAAAUAUCUCAGUCACUCAUUUCAUCAUGUCAACGCAGUCCCAACCAGCGAAGCAGGCGCAGCAACUAACGCCUUUUGCAUCUGCGUUGGCUGGUGCCCUCGGAGCUUGCUUCAGUAACGCUGUAGUGUAUCCUCUCGAUGUUGCCAAGACCAGGAUCCAAGUGACCUCGUCAGCUGCGCGAGGAAAGCGCAAAGACGAGCUGAACAUGCUAUCAAUGCUACUCGAAAUAUUCAAACAAGAAGGAAUCAACGGGUGGUACAGAGGUUUUGCUGCAACCAUGCUCAACACCUUCUCGAUGCAAUACGCCUACUUCUUCUUCUACUCGUUCAUACGCUCAUCAUACAUCAAACGGAUAACUUUGAAGCUUCCUCCUGGGUCAAGACCUCCUGCGCUGUCUACUGCUGCUGAACUCUCCCUUGGGGCAGCUGCAGGCGCACUAUCCCAGAUCUUCACGAUUCCCGUAUCGGUGAUCGCAACCCGACAACAAGUCGGACGCUCAGUCCGAGAGUCCUCGCAGUCAUCACAAGGUGAAGGACAAACAGACGAGUCUUUCAUAGCUGUUGCUCGUGAGAUUGUUCGCGAGGACGGUGUCACAGGGCUGUGGCUGGGCAUUAAGCCCGGCAUGGUCCUGACCGUGAACCCUGCGAUCACAUACGGCGUUUAUGAGCGCCUCAAGAGCUUGUUAUUGCUCGCAAGUUCUGUGAAUGGUAAACUGACCCCUGGAACGUCAUUUUUGCUUGGGGCGUUUAGCAAGACGCUCGCCACUAUUGUAACUUAUCCAUAUAUUAUGGCCAAGGUUAGAAUUCAGGCCCGUACAAGUGAUGCCGACGCAUCAGAGAGCGAGGGUCUGCCUGGUGGUCUAAAUGGAAAUAUUAAGCCCAAAGCAAAACAUGCCGGUGCCCUCGGCCUCCUCCUCAGAGUGCUGAGGAAAGAAGGAUUUGUGGGAUGGUAUCAGGGGAUGUCCGCGCAGAUAAUCAAGGCCGUGCUUUCUCAGGCGUUGUUGUUUGUAUCCAAGGAACAAUUCGAACAUUGGGCCCUGGCCAUCAUGGUUUUGUUCGCAAAGUUCACUUCGCGGUCAUGACGACGCGCGUUUGUUCAUAUUGGGGAAUCGAUCAGGAUCAGUUGGUUGUUUGUUCUUCGGGAGGCGUAAUACGCCUUUUGUGUCGCGUAUCAUCUCAGUACCUAGAUAGACGGAUCAUGUACGCAUCCUGAUGGGGCCCGUUUGGCUGUAGGGCCUCCCAUCUUAUUUCCUUUUUAUGUAGUCGUCAGGUGGCGAAGUGACGAGUCAUGGUGAUGGAAUCAAAACAUCUCGGAUUGGGAUCGUGGAACGGGCAAC
This is a messenger RNA of Suillus clintonianus, 1411 nucleotides long. Its product is annotated as mitochondrial carrier domain-containing protein. The transcript is spliced from 6 exons. The record is from RefSeq and is a predicted model, not a curated record. Bases 101 to 1156 code for a protein of 351 amino acids. Lineage: Eukaryota; Fungi; Basidiomycota; Agaricomycetes; Boletales; Suillaceae.